AUGGCUUCAGUCCGUAUCACGUCGGUCAGCUUCGAACAUCACUCCACUGGAUUCGGCAUUGGACACACAAGUCCUCGAAUCUCAUGGCGUUUCGCUGCUGAUGACGGUAUCAAGAAUUGGUCGCAAGAGUCUUAUGAGAUCCAGGUCGUCGAUAAGGACGAUGUCGAGAUAAAGACCUACCAUGUGGAAAGCUCGGAGUCAGUCCUGGUGCCAUGGCCGCAUCAAUCCCUUCAGUCACGAGAAUCCGUCUGGAUCAGGAUCCGAUCACAUGGCCAGGUUGUAGAUGCCACUGGAAAGGCCUCGAAGAACGACAGCCAGUGGUCCAGCCCAACACUGGUUGAAGCCGCGCUACUUGACAAGCGAGACUGGACAGCGAAGCUUACGACGUCCACGCUCACAGACAACGAGGAGGAGCCGCGACGACCCAUCCGCUUUCGAAAGCUCUUCCCUCUAUCUGAGCAGUCAGGAGCGAUAUCAAAAGCUCGUCUUUAUAUUACGGCCCACGGCGUUUACGAAGUGUUCAUCAACGGACAACGGGUUGGCACAGAGGAAAUGGCCCCUGGGUGGACCAGUUAUCGCCACAGGUUACUAUAUUCGACUUUCGACGUAACUGCGUCGCUUGUUUCAGGGAAGCCUAACAUAGUUGGUGUUGAAGUUGGCGAGGGCUGGUUCGCGGGUCGCAUCGGGUUCGGAAAACAGAAACGGUGUUUGUACGGGGACCGGUUGGCAUUCAUAGCUCAACUCGAAGUCCUAUACGAGUCCGGUGAUAAAUACACGUUGGUCUCGGAUAGUUCGUGGAAAUCUCACCUCAGUGCUACAACCCGCAGUGAAAUCUAUGACGGGGAGGACUAUGACACGCGUGAGGAGCAAGCCGGCUGGAACAGAGAUAUCACAUCUGACGAUCAAUCUUGGACGUCAACCGAAGAGCUGGAAUUCCCAUCCGCAGAAGUUUUGGCUUCGGCUAUACCGCCGAUUCGCGCAGUGGAAAAAGUCUCCCCUGUGAAGAUUUUCAAGUCAAAAUCUGGCAAGACACUAGUUGAUUUCGGCCAGAAUCUAGUUGGAAAGCUGCAGGUGCGCUUACCAGCAGCAACUGGCGGACACAAGGUGUCAUUCAGCCACGCAGAAGUACUUGAGCAUGACGAACUUGGUACACGGCCUCUCAGAGGCGCUAAACCCAUCGAUAAUGUGAUACUAUCUCAGAAUCAGGCGCCAAUUUGGUCUCCGAAGUUCACCUUCCACGGCUUUCGCUAUGUCCAAGUCGACGGUUGGCCGACUGACGAUGCAAUGCCCAGUAAGGAUGAUCUUACAGCACUUGUUUUGCACAGCGACAUGAAACGUACUGGAUGGUUCUCAUGCUCUGACUCUCUCGUCAACAGACUUCAUGAUAACGUCUUGUGGAGCAUGAAAGGAAACUUUGUUUCUCUUCCUACCGACUGUCCCCAACGCGACGAGCGGCUCGGCUGGACUGGCGAUAUCCAAGUAUUCGCUCCCUCGGCGAACUUCAUCUACGACACGCAAGGAUUCCUUGGAAACUGGCUCAACGACGUCUCAGUCGAGCAGUUGAAAGAUACAGACACUGGAAUCCCGGGGCUCGUCGUGCCGGAUGCGAUUGGCCCUCUACUAGGGCCACAGUGUGUGUGGCAUGAUGUUACCGUCUUGACACCGUGGGACAUGUACCAGAGCUCAGGCGAUUUGGAAAUCCUUCGCAGGCAGUAUCCUAGCAUGAAGGCUUGGGUGGACAAGGGCAUAAGUCGAGGUCCUAACGGCUUAUGGGACCAGAACAUCUGGCAGCUCGGUGACUGGCUGGAUCCUGCUGCGCCACCGGACGAGCCAGGAGCGGCUCGGACUGAUUGCGUUCUCGUCGCUGACGCCUAUCUGGUUCGAGUGAUGGACACCAUCACCAAAGUCAGCCAACUUCUCGGCGAGUCGGCAGAUGUGGAACGCUAUGGCAAGGAGGCAUUGAGCGUGAGGAAAACCUUUGCAAAAGAGUACAUCACCCCAUCAGGCCUGCUCGCCGGAGACACCCAAACAGCAUACGCCAUGGGCAUCUGUUUCGGGCUGUUCAACGAGAGAAGCCAUCUUACAAAAGCCGCAGGUCGCCUAAGCCACCUAGUCCACGAUGCCAAAUACCGUAUCGGGACGGGAUUCGUGGGGACACCGUUGAUCACGCAUGCGCUCUCCAACACAGGCAACUACCAACUGGCGUAUAAAAUGCUUCUCGAGCAGGCGUGCCCGUCCUGGCUGUAUCCGAUCACGAUGGGCGCGACGACGAUCUGGGAGAGAUGGGACAGCAUGCUCCCAGAUGGGUCCAUCAAUCCUGGGUCGAUGACCAGCUUCAACCACUACGCCCUGGGUUCCGUGGCGCAUUGGCUGCAUAAGAAUGUCGGGGGAAUCGGCCCGGUCACCCCUGGAUGGCAGACGAUUAAGGUGCGCCCGGUCCCUGGAGGAACCCUCACGAGCGCAAAUGUCGAAUUCGAGAGUCCGUACGGGCGCAUCGAAUGCGCCUGGAAGCUUAAGGCCGAGGACGGCUCUUUCAGCAUGACGGUUGUCGUCCCCCCAAACGCAAAAGCCGAGGUCAUAUUGCCCUGUGAUUGGAAAGAGGUGGGCCAGGAUGGAGAGGAGAAGAGCACGUCCGUCGGGUCUGGAAAGCAUGAGUUCUCGUGCGCAUAUAAACCGGCCGAGUGGCCGCCAAAGGCUGAGUUCAAGCGCUCCAUGUUUCGAAUGCCGGUUUAG
This is a messenger RNA of Exophiala aquamarina CBS 119918, 2733 nucleotides long. RefSeq lists its product as uncharacterized. Gene Ontology annotation, biological process: carbohydrate metabolic process. The transcript has a single exon. The record is from RefSeq and is a predicted model, not a curated record. The coding region runs from base 1 to 2733 and encodes 910 amino acids. Lineage: Eukaryota; Fungi; Ascomycota; Eurotiomycetes; Chaetothyriales; Herpotrichiellaceae.